UCAGAUUAUGUCAACAUCCCUCUUCCAGUGACCCAACCUCACCGAAGGAUGGAUAUUGAAGACCUCACUGUUCAUACCCCGAACUGGGAUGUUCUGGUGAGUGACUCUGCCAAUAACCCAACUAUUGCAGGUAGGAUGGUUGCGAAGGCUCCAACUCCGGCUGACUUCAGUCGAUACGAAGCGCUUGCUUUGUCAGACAAGGUGUCAGAGCUGAACGUUGCAGCUAUGAAGGUUGUUUCUGUUCUUGCCACAUUGCCUGGAGGUAUUGCCAACAUGGCUCAUAAUGAAACAGCGGCCAUUGAGCGGGCUGAAGCAGCUGCUUUGGCAAAGGCUAAGGCAGAAGCCGAGCUGGAGGCAUUCCGUGCUGAAUUAACUGAGAGGACCGAAGCACUGAAUGCUGCAAAUGCCAAGGAGCUGAAGUACCGUAAGGAGAAAUUGAGGCUGGAAGCUGAGGUUACUAGGCUUUCAAAAGUUGCUGAAGUUGACCGAGUGAAGGCGAUUGCUGAAGGCAAGGCCCUGGGGGUCCGGGAGUUCAAAGCUUCAGAGGAGUUCAAAUUGACUCUUCGUCAAGAAGGCUACUUUGGUGGUCGUGGUGCCUUCAAGAUGGCCAGGAAGGCUUUGAUUGAUGCUGGGCAGGAUCCAAGUAUUCUUGACAAGCUUUGCCCCGUUCUUGUUGGGAAGGAUGGACUGGAGGAAUCAAAGGAAGACAUAUAUGCUGAACUCGCUAGGGCUGAGGAUGAAGUACGUGGCCAGGCUGAAGAUGAGGAGAACUCUGAGGAAGAUUUUGAGGAGCGGGAUGAACUCCCUUCAACUGUUGACCUUACCGCAGUCACAUCCGAUGAAGAUCCUCCUCGUGUCAUCCCUGCUGAAGGUGAUUCUCCUAUUCAAGCAACUGAGCCAGGUGAAGUUCGUGCCUUUACUCCUGAGGAUGUUCCUCCUUCAAAUCCUCCUGAUCUUAUCCAGCCUGAAGCUAGCCUGCAUGAGCCUUCAGAGACUGAACUGCUUCCUUCAGUUGAAGAUAUUUAGCUCCU
This is a messenger RNA of Tripterygium wilfordii, 1031 nucleotides long. RefSeq lists its product as uncharacterized. NCBI's taxonomy places the organism in Eukaryota, Viridiplantae, Streptophyta, Magnoliopsida, Celastrales, Celastraceae. The record is from RefSeq and is a predicted model, not a curated record. Bases 49 to 1026 code for a protein of 325 amino acids. The transcript has 2 exons.